AAACACGUGGGCCACGGUAUCCAGAGCUCACAUAAACAAAGCCACAUUGGCCAGACUGGGUAGUCGAAGCUCGUGUCGCUGUCAGUGCGCGGAGUCACACGGUCGUGUCCUGCCUGGCAUUGUUGGGUACAGCCGCUCAUGGUUUGGAGCUUUUACACAAAUUGAUGAAUACCCUGUGCAUGCUUAUCGCAUGGAUUGAAAGCCACGAUCCUGAUGUGAAACAGGGGAAGAUCCAGAACAGAGCCGCUUUCUUGAAUCCUGACAGCCAUACAACUCCUGACAAUACCCAUUUCAAGUGUCACCGAAAAACUGUCAGAAGACUUGAGCCAUGCCCUGCGUUCAGGCUCAGUAUGGAUCAUCACCUCAAGGAGCUAGUCCUGCUUCCCAGAGCUACAGCUACCACACCGCAGGAGAAUACAGCUGCGACUUCUUAACACCUGAGUUUGUUAAGUUUAGCAUGGACUUGACCAACACUGAGAUCACAGCCACUACUUCUCUCCCGAGUUUCAGUACAUUCAUGGACAACUAUAACACCAGUUACGACGUUAAACCGCCCUGUCUGUAUCAGAUGCCCCACUCUGGAGAGCAGUCCUCUAUCAAGGUGGAGGACGUCCAGAUGCACAGCUACCAUCAGCAGGGCCACCUGCCACCUCAGUCGGAAGAGAUGAUGGCUCAUUCUGGGCCUAUGUACUUCAAACCGUCCUCGCCUCACGCCCCGAGUACGCCAAACUUCCAGGUCCAGCCUAAUCACAUGUGGGAGGACCCUGGUUCCCUCCACAGUUUCCACCAGAACUAUGUCGCGGCCACGUCUCAUAUGAUGGACCAGCGCAAGAACCCCGUCUCGAGGCUCUCGCUCUUCUCCUUCAAGCAGUCCCCGCCUGGCACUCCAGUUUCCAGCUGUCAGAUGCGGUUCGACGGGCCGCUGCACGUCUCCAUGAACCACGACAACCCGGGCGUGCACCGCGGCCUGGACGGACAGAGUUUUGCGGUGCCCAGCGCCAUCCGGAAACAGGCUGGCCUGGCCUUCCCUCACUCCCUGCAGCUCGGCCACGGGCACCAGCUGGUGGACAGCCAAGUGCCAUCGCCCCCGUCCCGAGGAUCUCCGUCAAACGAGGGUCUGUGUGCGGUCUGUGGGGACAACGCAGCCUGCCAGCAUUAUGGAGUGAGAACCUGCGAGGGCUGCAAAGGAUUUUUCAAGCGCACCGUUCAGAAAAAUGCAAAAUACGUGUGUUUAGCAAAUAAAAACUGUCCUGUUGACAAACGCCGAAGAAAUCGUUGCCAGUUCUGCCGUUUCCAGAAGUGCAUUGUCGUCGGAAUGGUGAGAGAAGUUGUCCGAACGGAUAAUUUGAAAGGUCGGAGAGGACGCCUACCAUCCAAACCCAAAAGUCCACAGGAGCCCUCCCCUCCCUCGCCGCCGGUGAGCCUCAUAAGCGCACUUGUUCGGGCCCAUGUGGACUCCAACCCCUCCAUGUCUGCUUUGGACUACUCCAGAUUCCAGGCUAACCCUGACUACCAAAUGACUGGAGACAACACUCAGCACAUCCAGCAGUUCUAUGAUCUCCUGACGGGCUCCAUGGAGAUCAUCCGGGGCUGGGCGGAGAAGAUCCCCGGCUUUUCUGAUCUACCGAAGCCGGAUCAGGAUCUCCUCUUCGAAUCCGCCUUCCUGGAACUGUUUGUCCUGCGGCUGUCGUACAGGUCCAACCCGGUGGAAGGCAAACUUAUUUUUUGUAAUGGAGUGGUGUUACACAGGCUACAGUGCGUCCGUGGAUUUGGAGAGUGGGUGGACGCUAUCGUGGACUUUUCUUCCAACUUGCAGAGCAUGAACAUAGACAUCUCAGCUUUCUCCUGCAUCGCAGCUCUGGCCAUGGUAACAGAGCGACACGGUCUUAAGGAACCCAAGAGAGUCGAGGAUCUCCAAAACAAGAUAGUCAACUGCCUCAAAGAUCAAGUGACAUUCAAUGGCGGUGGAUUGAAUCGUCCCAACUACUUGUCAAAACUCUUGGGAAAGCUCCCUGAACUGCGCACACUCUGUACCCAAGGUCUGCAGCGUAUCUUUUACCUAAAACUAGAAGAUCUUGUCCCUCCGCCAGCAAUAAUUGACAAACUGUUCCUCGACACCCUACCUUUCUGAGUCUGACUCGAUGGCGAGACCUCAAAGAACUUCCAAAAGACUGUUUAUGAGUCAGACUUGAAAGAUUUUUAUGAUUUCUGAAUAUUUGCAAGCUCCGUAGACUAAUAGAACUACAGUACCCUAUUAUGAGUAAGGAUUCAUGAAACAAAAAAAAAGAAUAAGAGGAGAGAGAGAGAGAAAGAAAGAGAGAGAGUGAUUGCUGUGCAGGCCUUUUUAUUCUUUGAUUUCCACACGAGGGAAGUUAAUCCGGUCUUACAAUCACUUACUGUUUAUUUACCAUCGGCUCUCAGCACACUCAGAUGUAAUAUAUUCCAUUUAUAUAUACGAACACACACGCACACACACACUGUAUAUUACGAUAGAUUAUGUGAUGCCUCCAGAGCAUCGGUUUAUAACACGUGUACAAAGUUUGUUAUAAUGAAAAGAUUUAAUUUUCUUUUCUUUUCUGACUCGUGCCUAUGUGUUUCUGACAGGAUCCCAAAAAGUAUCCAGAAAAGACAACGCAUGUUCUAGUUUUCUUUUUUCUCUUUUCUUUUAUAGGCACUUGCUGAGGUGAUGUCUAUAUAAUAAUAUAUACCGGACACUAUGUAGUCUGCUAGAUUUGAUACAGAUUCGUAGUUAUGGCACUCCUUUUAUGUAUGACGCAUAUGUGGAAAAAUAUCUCAUGUGUAUAGAAAAUGAGGGACCCAUGGUGUUUGUAAAACUGUCAGACAUUCCUUGUUUGUAUGUGCUGUAAGUAUUGUUGCUGUUGAAUAUAAACGUUUCUAUAUAUUUAUUAUUUCUAUUGCCAAGAGCUACACUAAGCAUGGUGCAAUUUAAAACGAUUUCAAACCAUCCGAGUUCAUGCUGAGCACGUUGUCUAUGUUUUUAUGUCUUAUUAACGUCUAGCUAGUUUUCAUUUAAAAAUGAAAAAACUCCCA
Molecule: messenger RNA, 3051 nt
Organism: Centropristis striata (black sea bass)
Lineage: Eukaryota; Metazoa; Chordata; Actinopteri; Perciformes; Serranidae
Gene: nr4a2a
Product: nuclear receptor subfamily 4, group A, member 2a
Exons: 8
Coding region: 329-2131 (600 amino acids)
Biological process (GO): regulation of transcription by RNA polymerase II; cellular response to corticotropin-releasing hormone stimulus; central nervous system neuron differentiation
Cellular component (GO): transcription regulator complex; nucleus
Molecular function (GO): nuclear receptor activity; zinc ion binding; RNA polymerase II cis-regulatory region sequence-specific DNA binding
Source: RefSeq, a predicted model, not a curated record